UCCCCGGACUUCCUGUUGAAUCCAGUGUCUGCUGGAGGGGAUGAAGAUCACAACACGACCAGAGACCAGGAACACAGGAACACAGGAGCUCAGGAGCACAGUCCUCAACAUGAGCUGGAUUCCCUUCAAGAUCGGACAACCAAAGAAGCAGAUUGUCUCUAAAACGGUUGAAAGAGACUUCGAGCGAGAAUAUGACAAGCUCCAAAAGCUGGAGGAUCAGACGAAAAAGCUUCACAAGGACAUGAAGAAAAGCACUGAGGCUGAUUUAGCCAUGUCCAAAGCAGCAGUGAAGAUCUCUGCAGACCUGCUGAGUAACCCGCUGUGUGAGCAGGACCAGGCCUUCCUGGAUUCCAUGACCGCUUUAGAUACAGCUAUGAAAAGGAUGGACUCCUUCAACCAGGAGAAGGUCAUUCAGAUCCAGAAGACAGUUAUUGACCCUCUGAAAAAGUACAGUGGCGUCUUUCCCAGCCUCAACAUGGCAGUGAAGCGCCGGGAACAGGCUCUGCAGGACUACAAACGGUUGCAAUCCAAAGUGGAGAAGUAUGAAGAGAAAGAAAAAACGGGGCCCGUUAUGGUCAAACUACAUCAGGCCAGAGAGGAGCUCCGACCGGUCAGGGACGACUUCGAGGCCAAGAACAAGCAGCUGCUGGACGAGAUGCCCAAGUUCUACUACAGCCGCAUCGACUACUUCCAGCCCAGCUUUGAGGCUCUCAUCAGGGCGCAGGUUGUCUAUUUCACAGAAAUGUACAACAUCUUCAGCGAGUUAACAGACCAGAUCGACCAGGCCGGGCUGACUGAUGAGCAGAGGGAGAGGGAGACCGAGGCCAAGCUCAGCGAGUUGCGUGCUCUGUCCAUUGUCGCCGACGACUGAGGGAGGAAAGCCCGAAAACCGGGAAGGGCUCCUUUCAUGCCUCUCUGAAUGGAUUGCAGUCUUUUCAGCCUCCUUUGAGCAGUUCAAAACAGACAGCAGUGGCUUUAACCUGAUUAUCAGAUUGUUUCCUUGCGGCCUCAUCCCCCCCCAUUCCUCUUUGCACUACACUCCCAUGUUUCAUUCUUCCUACAGAGACUCUCUGCAACUCAAAGCAGCUGAAAUGCCACAUUAACUAAGCCAUCAGCCAAGUGCAGCAUUAUAAGCCAAUAUGUUGUUUUUUUUUGUAGAGGAAUCAAACAGUUCUCGUCAGAACUAAUUAACAAGGUUACACUUCGGGGUUUCAGAGAUGUCUAUAAACAUUUGUUCAUAAAGCAGGAAAUGAGCAAGGAAAUGUUUUUAUUAGUCACAUUUGCAAUGUUACUAACACACUUUUUAUCACCCAAUUUUAAAAUGAAAAAAUACUACAUGUACUAUGUUUAUAUAUACUGUAGGUUACCGGCAAGAAAAUGUAAGUCUGUGUUUUGGCCUUUUGCUGGUUAUCUCUAAAUUUAGCUUUGUGCCAUGUUGUGUGAGGGCUUUUUAUUGGGGUUUACAGGAUGAUAUUUGUAACAUCACCUGUGCAUUAAGUGCCUACUUUGUCCAGGCUGUGGAUGUAAAAUGAAAACUAUCGCAUGUGUAGUGAGAUUGUGUCCGUGCAGCGGUGUUGAAAGGUCGACCCCUCAGACUGCGGAGAGAACAAGUUGCUGUUGAAGUCUAAUCAAAAACAAAGGCUGGUGCUCCCUCUAGUGGACAAUACUAAUCAUGACAGUUCUUUAAAACAAACAAUCCAUCCUUUGUUGUAUUGUGGUUCAGUUUGUAAUUUAGCAACAGUACUCACACAUUGUUGGCACUCUUAAAGUCCUUUCUCUGUAACUGCUCAACCAGGGUUGGAAGCCUACUUUUUUAUUUUUUUUUAGCUUUCCAUGAUUUUGGACCAAAUCAUAUUAAGUCAUUGCACUCCUUUGUUUCCACUUUCAUCAGGUUCUGUCUCAGUACGAUCGACACAUACUACAUGGUGAUGCACAUACACCGACUGUUCAAUAUCAUGUUAGUGGAUUUUUUAACAAGGUGUCGUACCAAGAAGUUGACUAUUUAUUUUCCGACGUAUUUUGAAAUUAUUGAAACAAAUGCUUAGUUGAUUGACUGUCUUUGAGUUCUGUCAUGUUUGACUUAAUGAAGGUUUUUCUAAAUUAUACAUUUUUAAGUGGUAGAAUUUUUUUUAGAGUGGGUUUAUAAUUUAGGUUUUUUUGAAUGCAUUAACACCAUAAUCUGUGAAAUAAAUUAACUGAGUUUAGCAA
Anoplopoma fimbria (sablefish) is the source of this 2208-nucleotide messenger RNA. RefSeq names its product bridging integrator 3 (gene bin3). Gene Ontology annotation, molecular function: protein binding; lipid binding. The record is from RefSeq and is a predicted model, not a curated record. The coding region runs from base 41 to 871 and encodes 276 amino acids. Lineage: Eukaryota; Metazoa; Chordata; Actinopteri; Perciformes; Anoplopomatidae. The transcript has 9 exons. Gene Ontology annotation, biological process: plasma membrane tubulation; endocytosis; actin cortical patch localization. Gene Ontology annotation, cellular component: actin cortical patch; cytoplasm.